Molecule: messenger RNA, 706 nt
Organism: Chondrus crispus (carragheen)
Lineage: Eukaryota; Rhodophyta; Florideophyceae; Gigartinales; Gigartinaceae
Product: Peptidyl-prolyl cis-trans isomerase
Exons: 5
Coding region: 16-609 (197 amino acids)
Biological process (GO): protein peptidyl-prolyl isomerization
Cellular component (GO): intracellular membrane-bounded organelle
Molecular function (GO): peptidyl-prolyl cis-trans isomerase activity
Source: RefSeq, a predicted model, not a curated record
ACCUUCCGAUCCACAAUGAAGGCUUCAAUUCUCGUUACCAUCUUUGGAGUAUUGUUCUCGCUUGCAGCUGCCAAAGUCGGGCCGAAGGUUACCGAUAAGGUUUUCUUUGAUGUUACAAUCGGCGGAAAGCCAGCAGGAAGACUUGUCUUUGGUCUCUUUGGCGCAACAGUCCCAAAAACUGUUGAUAAUUUUAAGGGACUGGCGCUGCAUGUAAAAGGCUUCGGCUACAAGAGCAGCAUUUUCCACAGGGUGAUCCGCGGUUUUAUGGUGCGUGGUGACUUUGAGAAUCAAAAUGGUACUGGUGGUAAAUCAAUCUACGGAGAAAAGUUUGACGAUGAAAACUCGUACGUACAGCACACAGGCCGUGGCUUUCUUUCUAUGGCCAACGCUGGCCCAAGCACUAAUGGCUCUCAAUUUUUUAUUUUGUUCAAGGAUACUCCCUGGCUGGAUGGCCGCCAUGUCGUGUUUGGCACGGUGAUUGAGGGGCAAAAUGUUCUUGACGCGAUUGAAAACGUCAGGACGAACAGCAGAGAUCUUCCUCAGGAGGAGAUUGCCAUUGCUGAUUGUGGUUCUAUUGACGUCGACGAGCCCUACAACCUCGAAGUGUGAGCCUGUGAGUCUCGGCCACAAACGGCAGACCCAACAGAAGGACUUUCAGCUGGCCUGCGCCUCUUUCAUAGGUAAUAAACGCAUUCACCCAAACUCU